Molecule: messenger RNA, 720 nt
Organism: Brenthis ino (lesser marbled fritillary)
Lineage: Eukaryota; Metazoa; Arthropoda; Insecta; Lepidoptera; Nymphalidae
Source: the annotation of a GenBank genome assembly
AUGGAAUCCAUCAAGGAGUCUUUGUCUACACUGACUGAUAUGUUUAAUGCCCGGAUGAAUGAAUUUCAGCAAGACUUGCAUAAAACUUCGUCACCUGUUUCAUCUAGCGCCCUGCCAACUGAAUUUAAUAACUUCAGGACCUUCAUUGUUUCCGUGCUAAACACUUUGCAACGUCAAGUUGAAUAUCUUGCUUUAGAGGUUGACCGGCAUGAAAUGAGAAGAAGGCGUAAGAUGAUUCUUUUCCACGGUGUCCCAGAGAUUAAAAAUGAAGAUAGUGCAGCCAGAAUCACAAGUUUGAUCGCUGACCAUCUCGAUCUGCAGAACUUUUCUACCGAAAGCAUUAAAGACUCUUAUCGCUUAGGCCGCCCCGCCGUCAAGCCUAGGCCUAUCGUAGUGAAAUUUAGCGAUGUUAAUGUGCGUAAUAAAGUGUGGUUCGCCAAAACCAAACUCAAAGGCACUGGUUUCACCCAGUCGGAGUUCCUCACGAAGAGUAGGCACGAAGCGUUUUUGGUGGCAAGGCAGCGUUUUGGUGUCACCAAGUGCUGGACUCGGGAUGGGUGCAUCCACAUUAUAGCCCCGGAUGGGUCUCGGCAUCGUGUGGAGUGUAAACUGGAUUUAAGUGUAAUUCCGAGCAAUCCAGUUAAAUCGCCGCAGAACGUAUCAGUUCCCAAAACAACAGACAAAGUGGUGGCUUCUCGCGUUAAACGAAUAGUAAAAAAA